This is a messenger RNA of Apis cerana (Asiatic honeybee), 7945 nucleotides long. RefSeq lists its product as uncharacterized. The record is from RefSeq and is a predicted model, not a curated record. NCBI's taxonomy places the organism in Eukaryota, Metazoa, Arthropoda, Insecta, Hymenoptera, Apidae.
CUCGUCAAAUCGACGAUAAGCGUCGACGUGUCGCCCCGUCUCAUUUUGAACGUGAGAGAGAGAGAGAAAGAGAGAGAGAGACGAAGCGAGAGAGGACAGAAGGAUCCGUAGAGAAGAGAGCGUGCGAUAUAACACAUCGAUCUGCGUUCGCGCAAGCGUGUUUCCCCGUUGUCUGGCAGCCCGAGCAGAUUUUGCCCGUGCCACCCUGUAUAGGCCGUGACCGGGAUACGAUACCAACAGGUGAUGCUGGAGGAGUACGGAGACACUCCCUCAAGCGGCAUCGUUGAUCGUCGUCCCCCGAGUCCUGAUCCUGACUGGUGAUUUAGUAAACGUUUUCCAGCGACUCCCCUGUUUCCUGUUCAACUCGUUCUCGGCGAAGGAGGGAUCAAUCGUUAAAAACGUAACGUUAAAUGAGAAACGAGAAGAGGAUCGGGGCGGGUUAUAAUAUAUAGUCGGCGAUCAAAGCCUUUCCUCGAUCGAGCUUCUGAUCGUAGUUUCAGUGAACGAAUAUUCAAGUUUCUAAUCGUUGUUGAUUUUUCUCUUUUCUUUCUGCUCGCUUUUAUUUACUCGUAUAGUGGUUUACCUUGUUACUUGCUUUUUUCUUUCUUUUUUUUUUUUUUUGCAAGAGACUGUGAUAUCUCUGAGAUAACAAGAAGAGAUACCGAAAAUCCCGCCAGAAGGGAUUAACCCUCGAUAGACUGAUAGAUAGUCGGUGGUCGGCCGGUUCUUCGGGAGAUCGCUGCCUCGUGGUUUAUGCACGUCGAAGUUGGAAAGCCGUGGGCAACGCGUGUCCCGUAAGGUGGGACACGAAGGGAGGUGGGAAUUAUCGUGGUGGGAAAAGUCAUGGAUGAUGAUCCAGUGCGGAUUCAGCGGGUCCCGGCUAAUGAGUCGCAGGAUCGUGCGUGAGAAGGAAAGAAAAGAGGAAAUUUAUAAAUUGGAUUAAUUCGAAUAUACGAUUGGAUUUGUUUCUCUCGAUGGGGAUGGAUGUUUGGGGAGUGAAACGGGCCGAUUCGUCGAUCAGUCGAGCAUCGAAGAUCGUUGAGGGAAAGAAGCAAGGAGGAUGUGGAAGAGAUGUGAAAGAAGAUUGUCGAAAAAAUCGAUGUGUCGAUGAAGAAAUGAAGUUUUCCAUUUUCCACGUCUUUGUGUUUUGAAGGAAAUUUUUAAAUUUAGAGGAGAGAAUCGGUGAACGCCGAGGGAGGAAGAGAGCAAAAGGUAUUUCUCUUUUUUCCGAGAUAUAAUGUAAAUUUAUCGCGGAAUUAUUAUUAACGAUUAUUAUUAUUCGUAAUAUCGUUUUCACGAAAAAUUCUCUUCUAUCUCUUUCUUUUUGGAUAACUUAAGGAUUUAAUUAAUUAUUGAAAUAUAACAAUUAAAUGAUACGAGAGAGAAAUAAAUAUAAGAUAUAUUUGCACGUACACGAAAGGGAUACCGUGGGAUAAAUAAAUGAGUAUCGACGAUAUUAAAAACAGCACGAGAAAUAAAUGCACAGCACAGAUACAAAUAAAUAGCAUCUGGAAAUUCGGAAUGGAAAAUUGGAGCAAUCGAUUGCUAGUGGUAAAUGACUCUGACUUCCCUGAUUACACUAUAAUAUGAUGAAACCCCGUUCAAUUUAAUCUACGAUAAAUCUGAUUGCAAAUUGUCGGAUAAAAUCGGCGUGCCGAAUGCUUUCAACUGCCUUCCCGAAGCGUUGAAAGCGCACAAAACCCGCAACCAAAAAAAAAAAGUUCAUCGUCAAAUUUUUACCAAAAUUUAUAAUAAAUAAUUCUUAAAAAAAAAUAAAUAAAAAUACAAAAACAAUUUACUCCGUUGAAUGAAAACGAUCGAACGAGUUUAUUAACACGUCUCUCAACCGAAACUUAACUCUCGUGAAACACAACACGACAAUUAAACCACUUUAAAAAAAAAAAAGAAAAAAGACGCAUCUCUCCUGAAAAGAAACGAGCCGCAACCGUUUACAAUCAUCUCGUGUAAAGUAGAAGAGAUACGAAUGAAUCCAUUAAAAGAAAAAAAAUAUCAAACAGAAGGGACUUCUCAAAGAGGGACUUGAACUAGUCGAAACGAGAUAAAUAUAAAAGAGUUCUUUUUUUUCGAAACUUCAUCCGGCCGCCCCAGUUACAAAAUUAUCCCGAGUGUCUAACACUCUGUGCGUGCAGUUGAAUCGAUACUCUGUCCGAAUUUUGAAACGUCGGGAAAACCGUUUCGGGAACAAAGGCCAAACACCACCGUUAACGACAACGAGGAUCGGCGGGUGUGAAUGAAAUUCGCACGUUACAGGAUUAAUUGGCAAUUCGCUCGACAGUCGGUUAAUUGGGGAAUUAGGGAGCCUAGGAAGAGAAGUCGAACGUGGUUCAAGAGGCUAAGUGCAUUUCUCGCCGCCAGUGUUUCUCGCGUGCCACGUGUUGGGAUGAAAAUAAAACCCUCCGUAUCGAUGCACGAGGAAACGAUUCUAUUGUCGUUGUGAAUAAAACGAUGUGCUUUUUAAAGUUUGAUCCAUUGAUUUGUGAAUUGAUGGAUUGAUCGAAGGGAUCUGUUAUAUCUUUGAAAAUUUGACGAGGUGCGGACUGGUUGUACGGUUUUAACGAUAUGUUUUAAUGGACAUUCGAAUGGAGGAAACGUUGGAAGAGACGCGCACGAAUAUUGGUCGUCGAGGAAGAGAGUAGAGAGAUGGCACGAUAAGGAAUACGGAGUGGCGGGAAGGAUUUGUUCCAACUUUAGGAGCGCAAAAUGCCCCAAGGAAGCAUCCAUUGGCAGGGGACGCAGAGAAGAGCCUGCGGUCCAGGAGCUCACUGGAAUGUUCAGGUGGUGAGAGGCAAAGUGACAACACGAUGCUUGUGGUACGCCUGCAAAGCUCUCGGAAUUGGUCUGCUACUAAUGCUUUUAGGAGCUUGCAUGGCGACCAUAGGAUACUUCGCAGAUCAGCUAUCCGUGGCUCAAGAGAUCAGAGGUAACUUAACAAUAAAAGUGAAGAAUGAAUCACGUGGAUUUCAUCUGAAUAACCUCAGUUAUGCUGGCCCAAUUGUAAUGGGCGUAGGAGGAUUUAUCGUGGUGGCAGCCUGUGUAAUGACCUUCGAGGCCCGUGACAACGCUGCCAAAGUGGUUCCGGCCCGUUUCCGCUUUAAUCAAACGUCGACAAUAAAAAAUACGAGGAAUCAACGGAACCGUAGAUCCACGUCUAGUCAAACGACGAAAUGGGAUCAUCAAUUGGGCGUGUUCAAAGUGAACAGAAGUCCGAGCCCAAGCAUACACGAGGUUUCGAGGAAACAAUUGACCGCGGAGUUCAUGCAGUUUUCGAAAGAAUUGAACGAGAAACAGGCUGGCCACUCGAUUAAGAAGAGUCCCAGCGCGCCAACUUUGAUAGACAAAAAAUCACCACGUAAAAGAACAUCAAAGUACGCUGGAUGCGCUUUAUUAAAUCCAGAAUUAUUGCAGAGACAUGCCCUUUCCGUUGAUAAUCCGAGCUACAGCCCUCACCAGGUCAGCAGAGAAAGUUUGGAUCAGCAAAAGAUGGGAGGCAGCCAGGUUUCAAUGGCUAUGGAUUUGCACAUUCCUAAUAAAGGCCCAGUUACGUUGAAAGUUAAAGAUAGAUCGGACACAGCGAGACGUCAUCAACUGCUUCGACAAACGAAAGUUGAUUACGUCGAAGAAGUUGAUGAAGCUGUUAAAUCACCGACUGGUCGCGGUUACUCGCCUAAAUUAUCAGGUGCCUAUAGCAAAUAUCCAGACGAUUUUGUACCGAGGAAAAGAAACUCGAUAGAUAUAAAAUUAUUAGAAGAAUUGACAGCGUCGAAAGAUCUUACAAAAAUAUCGCCUAGAGAUUUUCGUAAAAUUUCUUCGCCGAGCUUCCAUAAAAUGUCAUUCGACAAAAGUGGAAGUGAUCGUAGGAUCGAGAGAAGCAUGGGCCAACGUAAAGCCAGCCUUGAAUUCAGGAAAAGUCCCGACUUUCGAAGGGGAGAUUAUAGGAAAUUGUCAGUGGACAGAUUCAGUAUCGAUUGCGCUAAAUACCUAUCCGACGAUGUGGAAAUGAGAUCAAGGGCGAGCAGCGGUGACAAUCUGAGAAGACAACGGCAACCGAAACUGCAUCAUUCUAGAUCGGAUGACAAUAAGAGGGCGUCGUUCGAAAGACACCAAAAAGACGCUCAAUCGAGCCGAUACUCUUUGAACACGCAAGCGGUCAUCGAGAGUGGGGGAUCAGAGGCCGAAUUCAAGUAUUUCACAGCAACGUCACUUGACACGGAAGAAAGUCGCGCUGACAAUUCAGACGACAGCCACGCGAUCGAUAUAGACGAACAGAUAGCAGCGAAUGUGCCGUCCGACGGACCGACAGAAGCUGAUGCCUUACUCGAGGAACCUGAAUUAGAGAACGUGCCCGAAAUCGACGUUGAGAGCUCGAGAUACGACAUGGAUGAGACUGAAACGUACGAUGAAGCUGCGUUAAGAACGAAAAAUUUAAUAUCUAAUGACCAGAUAUCGAAGAGACAGGGGAGAAAUAAUAUUCGUAACAUGGACGAAAGAUUGGAUGAUUUUGUGAAAAGCAAAGAAACCAUAUUGUACAUAAAAGAGCACGAAAUUUAGAAGAAAGACUAUCAUCUGAUCGUAUAUGAGAUAUGAUUGUAAUAAUAAAACGUGUAUUGCGCCUCCCUCGAAUGAUUCGGGGGAAAAUUUUUGAAAAAUGUUUGAAUUUUCCACGUUAAGUAAACGUUUAAUAGGAUAUUGAGAAAUUGAUAAAUUUAUUGUAUCCAAGUUGAUACACCGCUUGUUGUUUGAUAACGUAUAUUUGUUAAAAAAAAAAAAAGAAAAUUAAAUAUUUAUAAUAUUCGACGAUAUAAAAUUCAAUGAACAUCGCGCAAAUUGUAUAAAAUAAUGAUCACGUUUAGAAAGGAUAGAUAGUUUGUUAUGUGGCAGUUUGUCACGAUUGCAUUUUUACGUGAAAUUUAAACGAAAUUUGAAACAAAUGUGAUGGAACGAGUACGACAAUUAUUAAAAUAAUUCUUUUCGAGCGAAUAAAUGUUCUUAUUAAUAAAAUUCGCUCCGAAUUUUAUUGUUUGUUAUAUUUUCUUUUUAUAAUUAUUAUGUUCUUUGUUGUAUUUCGUUUUGCAAUUACUUGAAUAAUUAAAUUUAUCUUCUCGAUUAAUAUUAAAUACAGUAACGCGAUACAUGCUCAAUGAUCUCAAAACAUUAGUGUAAAUAAAGUUAAUAUAGUUUAUCGCGGAUUGUAUUUUGUUGCAGGACAAUCAUUUCGAAAGAAUAUUACUUCCCUCACGAGAAAAAAAAACAUGAAUAAAUAUAAAAAUUUGCCGCACUGAUGACAAAUAAUAAAUAUACAUACCUUCUUAUGUGAUCCGUUGAUCUGUACAAAAUUAAUAAUAUUUAUAAUGAAGAUACAUAGAAAUUAUGUUGAAAUGAUCACGAAACAUAUUUCUGCCGAAGAUUAUUAUAGCCUUCUGCAUAUGGACGAAUAAUUUCGUCAUUGUUUAUGACGAAAAAAAUAAAGCGAAGAGACGAAUUGAUUCGCGCUGAUUCAUGCAAUUAUUUGAGCUAUUUCAAACUUGGCGAUGUAUCAAAGUUCUCUCUUAAAAAUAUUUAAUAUAAACUAUGCAAACGUAGCAUAAAUUUUUAAUAAACUUGAAAUAUCUAAAAAAUAAAAUUGAAACAAUGCAAAUCUUACGAACUAUUUGCAAUGAUUCUUGAAAUUUUACUAAAAAUAUAUUUUCCAGUUUUUAAAGCUUUCAAUAUAUAUCGUAUUACCACUUUUUAAUCUAAACUUAUGCUAUUAAAUGACUGCUAAAAAGAAUGUAUCAAUGUUUCAAACAACAUUUUUCUCGAAACAUGAUUAAAAAUAAAAUUUUAAAAACCAUGCCAAGAAAAAUCAAUGUGUAUUUAUAUACUCAUAUGACAUGGUUUUUUCAUAUCAUACCAAACAUAUAUACAAUCAUUACAUUAUACAAUGUUGAAAUAUCUCUAAUAAUACAUUUUACGAAAGUUCAAUAAUUCGAAAAUAGAAUUAACUUUCAAGAACUUUCUUAUUCUAUUGUUAAACCGUUUCACAUAAUUGAAUAGGCAUAAAUUGUGGCCUAUUUCAUUAUACCAGAUAUCGAAAUCGAUCUUUCAGAUUCGAUAAGAAAUAUUUUUUUCUUAGAUAAUGUAACGAGAACGAAAGAAUCAAUCGAUUUUGUAUGCAUUCGAAUCGAAUAUAAAUAAAAAAAAAAAAGAAAAAAAGAAAUCUAGCAAAAAAUGACAAUCCAUUAACGUCGAGUGAUAUAUAUGCGUUGUUUAAAAAAAAAAUGAAAAGGUUUAGUCAAAUGAUAAUAAAAGAAUCUAUUUUUAUAUUUCUCCUACGAUAUGAUGAUUGAAUUGAUGAAAUACGAUUGAACGUAUUAAAUCAUCGUAAGAUGAAAAUCACGUUCUUUCUAAUUUUAGUUUAAUUUAUUUUUAGUGCGAAUAAUACACAUUUGAAAUCAGUAAAGAAGCGAUUUUAUGCGCAGAGAAACUUCUUCGUUUAUUUUCGUUCGACAUUUUGCACUAAAAAUUGAUAAUGAAAAGAUAAAAUAUUCAAAAAUAUUUUCUUGGCAAACGAAAUAAAAUGAAAAGAGACGAAAUGCGUUUAUUCAGAAAACAAAAAUUGUUUGUUAUUCGAGUUUGAAUGGACCAAUGUUUAACAAAAAAAUAUACGUAUAAAAAUGAUAAUUCAAUGAUAAUACGUCUUUGGAAGAUUGCUUCUCUGAUUCGGUCUAAUAUUUCACGCCCAAUUAUUAUGUACAUAUGUAUGAUAUACUUGAGAAAUUAUUUAUUAAAUAAUAUAUAAUACAUUAUGUACAUACUUAUUUUUAGAAGCUAAAAUUUAACAAUUUUUUACUUCUACACUGUCACGAGAUUCAAAUAUUGUUAUCUUUCUUUAUGAUGAAACAAAUUUUUUAGUUCUUUUUCAAUAAAAUUAUUAAAAUACAUUUAACAAAAACAAAAUAUUUGUGUUUUUUUUCUAAACUUGAGUAUAAACAGAUAUUAAUAAAUAUUAUCUUUUAAAAUUUGAUUUUAUAUAUCUACAUAAUAUAAUCUUAAUUAUUGAAAAUUAUAUGUAUAUUAAAUAUGAGAAUGCUAUGUUAAUUAUUUAUGUCAAUAUCGUGUAAAUAUAUAGAAAAUAUUUAAUUAAUAAUUAACAAGAAAAACAUAAUCAAGCUGUGAUGAAAUUGUAAGUAAAUAAAAGUUACUAAUAGUACUAUGAAUUACUUGCUAUCAUAGUUAGUGCUGUAUAUUUGAGGCAAUAUUUACAGAUAUACAAUAUACAACAUAAAUUCAAAAAAAAUUAUGUACGAUAAAGUUAUAAAUGAUUUAAAGAUACUCAUGAAAUACACAAUCAAUGACAAUUUCAUAUUUUUAUUAUUAAAUAAUUUAAAAACGCGAUUAAAAAUCAAUUUCUUAAAAAUUGAAUGAUAUAUGGUAGUAUUGAUAUGUAUGAUAAUUAAAAUAUAUUUUAAUAUGCAUUUGUUAAAAUUAAGAACUAUUUUUUUUAUUAAUUAAAAAAUAUUUCUGAUAAAUCUAAAAAAGUUAACUCGAUACUAUAUGUAUAUAAUAUUAUCUUCUAUAUUAUCACUUUAUAAAAUAUCUUUAUAUUAAAAUUAAAUGAAGGCAAUAAAUAUGCAAUAUACAAAUAUAAAAUCAUUAUUUUUUUCAAAUUUAUAUUUGAAUAAUAAAAAAAUAUAUCAAGAAAAUCUUUAUUAUAAUAAUUCAAUUUGUCAAAAAUUUGAAUAUAUUUAUAUAAAAUCAUUCAAGUGUAAUCAAGAGUAUCUUUUGCAGCACUAACAAUAUUCUUUACUUAAUAUAAAUGGUUUUGUUGUAAUCCAAUUGUAUAUUUAGCAAAUGCGUUGAAAUAAAUGAAUAUCGCUGUAAGAUUCAAUGUAAUCUUUGCAUGCUGAUUGUUGUAAAGUCUCAAUAAAACAACUUUCAAAUAUUA